Messenger RNA from Leguminivora glycinivorella, 1383 nucleotides. RefSeq lists its product as uncharacterized. The transcript has 7 exons. Bases 93 to 713 code for a protein of 206 amino acids. NCBI's taxonomy places the organism in Eukaryota, Metazoa, Arthropoda, Insecta, Lepidoptera, Tortricidae. The record is from RefSeq and is a predicted model, not a curated record.
CUCGUGUCUAUUAAGUUAUAGGAGUGUUUAUUUUUGAAGACAUUUAAAUUUUGUUCGCAGGUAGCCUGUACAAAGCGAGACGCUAAAUCAAGAUGGUGAACCACGGCAACGAUGUCUGCUCCUGCUUGUCCUGCCUCAUUACCGUCUUCCAUUGCUUAAUUUUGAGCCCCAAGAUGUGUGCAAACGGUAAGAUUUGCAACUGCAUUCCCGUUGAAAAGGGCUGCCUCGCCAUCGCCAUUAUAAGCGCGAUUGGUACUGGGCUGGUGCUUCUGGCGACCAUCCUUUUCGGCAUCAUGGCGGCUGCAGGCCUCGUCAUGAUGUCGAAUACUCCUGACGAUGAUCCGGACUCCCGUGAGUUCACUCACAUGUUCGUGGGUCUGGCCGGGCUGGCCGUCAGCGUGGUAGUGGUUAUUGUGGGGAUGGCCGCUCUUAUCGCUUUCACCUUCUCCGUGCUGCUGUGCAAUGGGAUUUGUAAGCGUCGCCCAGGACAAGUGAAGGCCUAUUUAGUGUAUGGCAUAGUGAUCGCAACGCUCACAGUCAUUGCUGCGUUCGCCGAGUUGUUCAACGGAGGGAUCCCUGCUUACGGCAUCGGUGCGCUGAUUGGGACUGUAAUCUACAUUGGUUUCCUGGGGUUGGUUAACGAGACCUACCACAAGCUGCGGCAGGCACCUGUAGUGUUCGCGAACCAUAUCCGCCUGGUGGAAGACUAUUAGCGUAACUAACAUAACAGGGUACUGGGGGGUUACCAUGACGUAUUAAAGACGUUCAGUUUAGGUUGAGAAAAAGGGACACAGCUAUAGGAGUUACAUAGCUCCGUCCCUCUCUCUCAACCUAAACUGAGCGGCUUUAGCACGUCAUGAUAACCCCCCUGAUGUGCCGACGGAAAGUUUUCAAAAUUCGGAAGUUUCACAAAACUUCGGAAACUUUCCAUACUUUGUAUGGACGGAUGGAAACUUUCCAUUUCAUAAAUUUAAAUUCCCCUUAUUUUUCGUGAAAGUUUCGUGAAUUUUUCAAGUUUAAGAUUUUUUUGGAAAGUUUCCGCAACUUGCACAUCACUACAACAGGGUCGUACACAAGCCAAAUAGAACUUCCAACUUCCUCAUUUUACCUUCCUCUCUUAGCCUUUUGACAGCCACAGACGCUUUACCAGAGACGCUGAUAUUGGUUAUAGUAGUGCGAAUAGAAUUUUCUUCGUAUUCUCACGGAAACGUAUGAACGUGUCCUGCUACUUCAGUCAGUCUCAGUACUGUCAGUAUAAGAUGUAUUGAAACUGUCUGCACUAGCAUGACAAAUACGAACGUUUCCAUAAAUAACCUAACCACAAAAUUUCAUUUUUGAAAAAAUCCCAUCAACAUAAAGGACCCAUUUUUAUGAAACAUGGCU